AUGUCGGAUGAUCUUCCAAAUACUAGAGACAUCGUCAAGGGUGUCUUCAGUGUGGUAAAAGAGUACAGCAAAUUAGCAGGUGAGCUUCCAGUAGAUGACUACGAUUAUCAUAUGGCUUUUCCUGGAUUUGGUCAACAGAUAAAACGGCAUGGUGAAGCACUUGUUACUCUUAUGGAUAAAUGUUGUCAGCUUAUACCAGCACGACGUCGCGUUUCACUGCAAGGCUGUACUGGAUGUCUAAAUGAACCACAACGUGCUGUGGUGAUGGAGGCAGUGGAUUCAUUGUUGGAAAAUGUGGAUGGUUUACUCGAUGAUCUUAAAGGAAGACGUCUCAGUGCAAGAGAUCAACUAUCAGUUACAUUUGGGUCGGAACUGCAGAGUUCCUCUAAUUCUCCUAAUGAGUUUUCAGGACAUGUUUUUCGACCACAGUUAACGUUUGAACAUCCUGUGGAUAAUAGCACAGAUCCAUUUGCACCUAUUUACUAUGAUGAAAAAGGUGAGAAACAUGUGGCUCAACCUGGUGUUCAUCCUUUCUUUGAUCAAAUUAAAAACGCCCCGAUAAAUGAAGAACAACUGCUUCGAUGUGCAGAUACAACAUAUCUUCCUUUGGCUACAUGUCCACUUCGUUUUCUGGACUCUGUAACAGAACUUGAACAGAUGGUGGAAGUACUUCUUCAGGAAAAGGAAAUUGCAGUGGACCUGGAACAUCACGAUUUUUAUUCUUACCAAGGAUUUACAUGUCUUAUGCAGAUCAGCACACGCACAGAAGAUUUCAUUAUUGAUUGUCUUAAACUACGAUCUUCUAUGUAUAAAUUGGCUCCUGUUUUUCUACAUCCACGCAUUUUAAAAGUAUUUCAUGGUGCUCGAGAAGAUGUUAGGUGGUUACAAAAAGAUUUUGGCCUGUAUAUUGCAAAUUUAUUUGAUACAGGUAUAGCUCUUCAGACAUUACAUAUGCCUCACAGUCUGGCUUUUGCUGUUGAUCAUUUUUGUCAGGUAAAACUGAAUAAAAAAUAUCAGACAGCAGAUUGGCGUAUUCGUCCUAUUCCAGCAGAAAUGGUGGCGUAUGCUCGACAAGAUACACAUUUUCUCUUGUAUGUAUAUGAUCGAUUAAAGGCUCUUCUUCUUAAUAGUGAGGGUAGAGCUUCUGUUGGUAAUCUUCUGGUUCACGUAAUUAAUGAAAGUCGUCGACUGUCAUUGGAAUUGUAUGAAAAACCACAACUAGAGCCAAAUACUACUUAUAAACUUGCCCUUGGUCGGAGUUUAGGUGGGUUAUCUUCUGUACAAAUGCAAGUGGCAAGAGAUAUAUUUAAUUGGAGAGAUACUGCCGCAAGGGAAGUGGAUGAUUCACCUGCUGCUGUUAUGCAUCUUUCCUCUGUAUUGGCUAUUGCCACUAAAUUACCAACUUCUGCAAGUCAACUACUAAAGUGCUGCAGUCCGAUAAGUCUUGUAACUCGUUCAAAUGUCAUGAAACUUGUUCAAAUAGUAAAAGAUGCUGUAGGAAACUCGAUAACUGUAAAACAACAAGAAGAGGAAAUUAAGAUGGAGUCUAAAGAAGAUACUAAAGAAGUAUCCCGUCCUGUUGGCGUUCAUCAGCCAAUGACAGGAACUUUACCAUCUAUUGAACAGGGUGUAACCCCAGAAUUGGCGUAUGAAACAAACACCUGUACGGUUGUGCAUUCACAACCAUCUGCGUGGUUUACCACUAUGCGCAAUCUCGCCAGUGUUCUCCGCAGCAGGUCUCAACUGGCUGUCCCACUUCCUGGUCAAGAGGUGAUGGCAAUGUUACUACAUGCUAAAAGUAUCAAUAAACGCCCACGUGGUGAUAUAGCGGAGGCAUCAUCUUUGCAAGAGGAUGAAACUACACUGAAAGACACAGUGGAAGAUGAUAGUCUCCAUAACCAUAACAGUAAUGAAGAAGAAGGAGAAGAAAAGGAAAAGAAUGAACUGGAGAAGAAUAGCGGUGAACAGGCGGCGGAGGACCAACAGGCCGUUAAGCCUCUCGAGUUGGGUCAACAGGCCAUGGCACUCCGACAGAAGUACGGUCUGGGCAGUGCGAAUCGCAAGAAGGCCAAGGUGGAAAGGCGAAAGAAUACCAAGGACGUGUAA
Messenger RNA from Trypanosoma theileri, 2106 nucleotides. Its product is annotated as ribosomal RNA processing protein 6. Gene Ontology annotation, cellular component: nucleolus; nuclear exosome (RNase complex). The record is from RefSeq and is a predicted model, not a curated record. Gene Ontology annotation, molecular function: nucleotide binding; nucleic acid binding; 3'-5'-RNA exonuclease activity. Bases 1 to 2106 code for a protein of 701 amino acids. Gene Ontology annotation, biological process: nuclear polyadenylation-dependent antisense transcript catabolic process; nuclear polyadenylation-dependent snoRNA catabolic process; TRAMP-dependent tRNA surveillance pathway. Lineage: Eukaryota; Euglenozoa; Kinetoplastea; Trypanosomatida; Trypanosomatidae. The transcript has a single exon.